ACCCUAAACCCUCGCAUAUAAAGGUUGCCGCUUACAUCUCAGUCCUCUUUGGACGGAAGAAGAAUCCGAGCGCUUCAUCGUCGAAUUCGAUUAAAUGGGUAAGGGAACGGGAAGUUUCGGUAAGAGGAGGAACAAGACCCACACUCUCUGUGUGAGAUGUGGCCGCCGGAGCUUUCACCUGCAGAAGAGUCGAUGCUCCGCCUGUGCAUUCCCUGCCGCCCGUAAGCGUAAAUAUAACUGGAGCGUGAAGGCGAUCCGUAGGAAGACCACUGGAACUGGGCGGAUGAGGUACAUGCGCCAUGUUCCUCGCAGAUUUAAGAGUGGUUUCAGAGAAGGCACUCAAGCAGCACCAAGGGGCAAAGGAGCAGCAACAUCAGCUUAAAACGUUGAAGGUUGAUUGUGGCACAACUUGGUACCUUAUCAUAGUUUUUAGGAGGAUUAUGUCAUUUUUGGACGGUUAUCUAUAUGAAUUUUGUUUGAUGAUGUUAUUGCCUUCAAUACUGAAGCUCACUUUAAUUCCUUACUAUUUUGUUUAUGGAAUUUCUUAUGAUUGGAUUGAUAGCAUUUUCACAUUUUUUUUUUAA
This is a messenger RNA of Momordica charantia (bitter melon), 584 nucleotides long. RefSeq names its product large ribosomal subunit protein eL37x. Gene Ontology annotation, cellular component: cytosolic large ribosomal subunit; ribosome. NCBI's taxonomy places the organism in Eukaryota, Viridiplantae, Streptophyta, Magnoliopsida, Cucurbitales, Cucurbitaceae. Gene Ontology annotation, molecular function: RNA binding; structural constituent of ribosome. Gene Ontology annotation, biological process: translation. The record is from RefSeq and is a predicted model, not a curated record.